This is a messenger RNA of Phyllostomus discolor (pale spear-nosed bat), 3776 nucleotides long. It is a transcript of the gene PHEX, whose product is annotated as phosphate regulating endopeptidase homolog X-linked. The record is from RefSeq and is a predicted model, not a curated record. Lineage: Eukaryota; Metazoa; Chordata; Mammalia; Chiroptera; Phyllostomidae. Gene Ontology annotation, cellular component: plasma membrane. Gene Ontology annotation, biological process: protein processing. The coding region runs from base 812 to 3061 and encodes 749 amino acids. Gene Ontology annotation, molecular function: metalloendopeptidase activity. The transcript is spliced from 22 exons.
CUUACCUGUCUUUUGUACAAUUCUUAGCACUGUAGACAGGUCGUGCUUUUUUCCUUCCUCCUUAAAAUAAAAAGUUCCAGUCCAAACCGUCAGCCUCUGUAGGUUGUCUUAAUUGCUACUUUGCACUGCACUGGACUAUGACUCUGAUUUUUGGCACAUGCUGUCAUACACAAAGUUCCUAAAAUAAAAUGCUCCAGGAUAUCCCAGGAACUCUUAGAAGGCUUUAAAAAGGAACUUGCUCACUGAAAGAAUAUCUUUGAUGAAGACAAUUCAGGAGAGCAGACUGAUUAUUGCAAGAAGAAUUACAUGAUUCCUUGUGAUCUCGAAGUGGGUCUGGAGAAUCCUUGCCACCUAACUUAUCAUGGUCAGGGGGCAUUUGAUGAGAAUCCAGUUUUGAUAAAGACAAUUGUUUUUUCCUCCCCAAGUGACUAUACAUUUAAAUAGCUAAAACAUCUGUUCAGCAACACAGUAAAACAUGUACACCCGGAACGCCUGAGAGAAGAGCCUGCCAAACAAUCGUUUGAGAGGGACUUUGCUGGGGGGAGCACACCAAGAUAAAGCAACCAGUGUUUGUUUUGUCUGGUCAGGGGGAAAGCCAAGGCAACCAAUAUUUUGGGUUUCUUUUCCUUCAUUUGUGAAGAACUAUUUGAGAAGGGGUGGCGAGGGGAUAUUUCCUGAUGGGACUUUUUAAAGCUGCCCAUUAGUAGAAGAGCAAGAGUACUUUGGAUGUCAACACCUAACAGAUUCUUGAGACCAGCCAACGAACCACAAACGGUGACUCUUUUCUGGCGUGGCCUCCACAUCCUCCCCGAUGGAAGCAGAAACGGGGAGCAGCAUGGAGACUGGGAAAGUGGCCAACAGAGGCGCUCGAAUCGCCCUGGUGGUGUUCAUCGGUAGCACCCUGGUGCUGGGCACCGUCCUCUUUCUAGUGAGUCAAGGUUUCUUAAGUCUCCAAGCUAAACAGGAGUACUGCCUGAAGCCAGAAUGCAUCGAAGCUGCUGCUGCCAUCUUGAGUAAAGUAAAUCCGUCUGUGGACCCUUGUGAUAAUUUUUUCCGGUUUGCUUGUGAUGGCUGGAUAAGCAGUAAUCCAAUUCCUGAAGAUAUGCCAAGCUAUGGGGUUUAUCCUUGGCUGAGACAUAAUGUCGACCUCAAGUUGAAGGCACUUUUGGAGAAAUCGAUCAGUAGAAGGCGGGACAUCGAAGCCAUCCAGAAAGCCAAAAUCCUUUAUUCAUCUUGCAUGAAUGAGAAAGCGAUUGAAAAAGCAGACGCCAAGCCAUUGCUACACAUCCUGCGGCAUUCACCUUUUCGCUGGCCUGUGCUCGAGUCUAAUAUUGGUCCGGAAGGGGUUUGGUCAGAGAGAAAGUUCAGCCUUCUGCACACACUUGCAACGUUUCGUGGUCAAUACAGCAAUUCUGUGUUCAUCCGCUUGUAUGUGUCCCCCGAUGACAAGGCAUCCAAUGAACACAUCUUGAAGCUGGACCAGGCGACACUCUCCUUAGCUGUGAGGGAAGACUACCUUGAUAAUAGCACAGAAGCCAAGUCUUAUCGGGAUGCCCUUUACAAGUUCAUGGUGGAUACUGCCGUACUUCUGGGAGCUAAUAGCUCCCGAGCAGAGCAUGACAUGAAGUCGGUGCUUAGAUUAGAAAUUAAGAUAGCUGAGAUAAUGAUUCCACAUGAAAACCGAACCAGUGAAGCGAUGUACAACAAAAUGAACAUUUCUGAACUGAGUGCUAUGAUUCCCCAGUUUGACUGGCUCGGCUACAUCAAGAAGGUCAUUGAUGUUAGGCUCUACCCUGACCUGAAAGACAUCGGGCCCUCAGAGAAUGUGGUCGUCCGCGUCCCUCAGUACUUUAAGGACCUGUUUAGGAUAUUAGGCUCUGAGAGGAAGAAGACUAUUGCCAACUAUUUGGUGUGGAGGAUGGUUUAUUCCAGAAUUCCAAACCUUAGCAGGCGCUUUCAGUAUAGGUGGCUGGAAUUCUCAAGGGUAAUCCAGGGGACCACGACUUUGUUGCCUCAGUGGGACAAAUGUGUAAACUUUAUCGAAAGCGCCCUCCCUUAUGUUGCUGGAAAAAUGUUUGUGGAUGUGCACUUCCAGGAAGAUAAGAAGGAGAUGAUGGAGGAAUUGAUUGAGGGUGUUCGCUGGGCCUUCAUUGACAUGCUGGAGAAAGAAAAUGAGUGGAUGGAUGCAGGGACCAAAAGGAAAGCCAAAGAAAAGGCAAGAGCUGUUUUGGCAAAAGUUGGCUAUCCUGAGUUUAUAAUGAAUGAUACUCAUGUUAAUGAAGACCUCAAAGCAAUCAAGUUUUCAGAAUCGGACUACUUUGGCAACGUCCUGCAGACCCGCAAGUAUUUAGCACAGUCUGAUUUCUUCUGGCUGAGAAAAGCUGUCCCAAAAACAGAGUGGUUUACAAAUCCAACGACUGUCAAUGCUUUCUAUAGUGCAUCCACCAACCAGAUCCGAUUUCCAGCAGGAGAGCUCCAGAAGCCUUUCUUUUGGGGAACAGAAUAUCCUCGAUCUCUGAGUUAUGGCGCUAUAGGAGUAAUUGUCGGACACGAAUUUACACAUGGGUUUGAUAAUAAUGGUAGAAAAUACGAUAAAAAUGGAAACCUGGAUCCUUGGUGGUCUCUGGACUCAGAAGAAAAGUUUAAGGAAAAAACAAAGUGCAUGGUAAACCAGUAUAGCAACUAUUACUGGAAGAAAGCUGGCCUACAUGUGAAGGGGAAGAGGACCCUGGGAGAAAAUAUUGCUGACAAUGGAGGUCUGCGGGAAGCUUUUAGGGCUUACAGGAAAUGGAUAAAUGACAAGAGGCAGGGAGUGGAGGAGCCUCUUCUACCGGGUAUCACAUUCACCAACAACCAGCUCUUCUUCCUGAGUUAUGCUCAUGUAAGGUGCAAUUCCUACAGACCGGAAGCUGCCCGAGAACAAGUUCAAAUUGGUGCUCACAGUCCACCUGAGUUUAGGGUCAAUGGUGCAAUUAGCAACUUUGAAGAAUUCCAGAAAGCUUUUAACUGUCCCUCCAAUUCCACGAUGAACAGAGGCACGGACUCCUGCCGACUCUGGUAGCUGGACUGCUGGUUUGUGCCAUCCUGGGAGAGCCGAACGGUGCCAGCAGAGGCUGCACUGAGCAUGCAUCACCUGCCUCCUUUAGGCCUAUAUUCCCCCGAGGACUUUUAUUUUUAAUGCAUCUUCAUUAUUUUGGUGCUGCUUGGAUUUAAACAGUAUCUUUGCAAAGUUGUAAGGCUUAAAAAAUGGAAUACAAGAAGUGAACGAAGUAUAUUUCUUUAGCAAACCAACCCAACAAAAAUAAAUCCCUGGGCUAGUUAGUUUUGUUAAAACACUAUCUGCUAAAUCGUUGUAGCUGUCCAUUUUAGUGUGUAAGCCAAAGCUAAAUAGUACAUAGCAUUUUAAUGUAUAGCUUUGCAGGGGCCUAAGUAGAAUGUACCCAGAAAAAAAUUCAGUCUAUUAACUUUUAACCCUCAAUGAUGAGAACACGUGCGCGGAUACCUGUGAGGUCUUCCUGCUCUGUGAACUGUGGUACUAGAUUUUAUGUAUUGUCAUUACACAGCAUUUAUUAAAUCUAAGGCAGUUAAAUUUGAAAUAUGUUGUAUCUUCAUUUUACAAAUUUUUUGAUGCAGUUCUUGCCUUUAGCUUUGGACUCUAUUGGGAUGAAAAUGGCCUCAUGGCUUGUAUCUACUGUAGCCAAUAGUCCUGUUUAAGUCAGCUUGAACAAAGCAGGGAAUAAGGUUACUUGAUAAAGGACUUGAGUUUAUCAAACAGA